Messenger RNA from Xylona heveae TC161, 3276 nucleotides. RefSeq names its product calcium/ hydrogen exchanger. The record is from RefSeq and is a predicted model, not a curated record. The coding region runs from base 1 to 3276 and encodes 1091 amino acids. The transcript is spliced from 4 exons. Gene Ontology annotation, cellular component: endomembrane system; membrane. Gene Ontology annotation, biological process: intracellular calcium ion homeostasis; calcium ion transmembrane transport. Gene Ontology annotation, molecular function: calcium:proton antiporter activity. NCBI's taxonomy places the organism in Eukaryota, Fungi, Ascomycota, Xylonomycetes, Xylonales, Xylonaceae.
AUGUCUGAUGGAAGCCAAACGCAAGACCCGAGAAGACCGAGCGCGCGAACUAUUGACAGCAACUCGUCCCUCCGGCAUCAGCUCCACGCGAUCGAGUCCCACGGUACAGGGAAACACAGGAAGCCUUAUCCACUACGACGGAUGGCUUCGAGUUCGCAAACGCCGCACAAGGGCCAAGAGUUUUCGGCCGAUGAUCUGAGCAGUGAGGUAGAUGAGGAUUUGGCGCACCGAGCAAAGACCGUCUCUGGUCACGGCUCUUUGCGAAAACAACCUUCCAGCUUGUGUCGCAGGUCAACAGCUCUUGUGUCCAAUCUCGCAAAGGUAACUGAUGCUCCCCGCGCGGAAGACGAUGGGGAUGCCACGCAGGAGGUUGCAGCUGGCGCACCAACGGAUGCGGAGGACCAUGCGCCUUCCUCGGAAGAGGACGAAGAAAUUCAUUCUCCGGAUACUGGAGAAGAAGAGGAAGAAGCCGACCUCAGCGACGCGGAAAGCUUCACUCUCAAGGACCGCCAAGAGGCCAUCAACGAAACACAUCCCUUUGGUAUUCGAAUCUGGAAACCUGCACUCUAUAAGAAAAACCGGUCUGUGCAAAAGACGGCCGAGGGUGAUAUUCAUUCAUCCCCUGGUGGCCGUGCUGGCCAUUGGAUAUGGCUCUUUAACAUCUUCUGGACGCUCGCCUUUGGCUGGUGGCUGGCCAUAGUAAGCGCGUUCGGUGCAGCUGUGUGCUUUGUAUUUGGAUUUUCACACAGCGGUUUCGAGUAUGGGCGAGUGCUCUGGGGCCUAGCUGGCUACCUCUUUUGGCCCUUUGGCAAAUUUGUGAAGCUGCACCAAGACGAAGCUUACGCCGAUGAAGACGAGGGCGAAGGGAGGAGCAUCAGCGAAUAUGAGCAAUGGCAAAGCGGUGAUUUAGAGCAUGGAAGAUUAUUCUUUGGACCCUCUGCAAGUCGUUCUCUCGUCGGACGCAGAAGAAAUAGUAUCGAAUCCUCGAGCGAGACGGACAGUCUACUGGGACGAUCUCGUACUGCUCGUCUCAAUGAACGUCAAGGGAGUAAAGGCAAGCGACGACUGUUUGGACGUGGCCAAUGGAACAUUGGUCGUAUCAUUUUCUUUAUUUUCUUCUACGGCCUGAUCACUCCACUUUUACUGCUCGUAUCUGCGGCAUGCUGGCUUCUGGUAUUCUGGAUACCAAUGGGAAGAGUGACGCUGCUGCUCUUCCGCCAUUUGAGACGGCAUCCACUUGCCCUGUCUUUCCAUUCCGAUCACACGUAUUCACGGACUCCUGGUGAUGCGUCCUCCGUGUUGUUGUGCACCUACCGUGCAGCAGGCCUCAAAUACUGGAAGUAUACCGUGGACGGGACUAAUAUUUUCUUCAUCAAUCUCAUCGCAGUGGUUCUGUUUGUCAUUUUUGAUUACUGGGUCUUCGAUGUUGCUCUCGGAUUAGAUAUAUUCUUGACACAUUCGGCCUUUGUGUUCAUCCUUGCAUUGCUCUCUAUUAUCCCCCUGGCUUAUUUCAUUGGACAAGCCGUUGCGUCGAUUUCGGCACAAUCAUCCAUGGGAGUCGGAGCUGCCAUCAACGCCUUCUUCUCGACGAUCGUCGAGGUCUUCCUGUACUGUGUAGCCCUGAGGCAGGGUAAAGCACAGCUUGUCGAAGGAAGCAUUAUCGGAAGCAUUUUUGCUGGUAUCUUGUUUUUACCAGGCUUAUCCAUGUGCUUUGGCGCCAUCAAAAGGAAAACGCAGCGAUUCAACGUAAGAUCAGCUGGAGUUACUUCAACUAUGCUUUUAUUUGCUGUCAUUGCAGCAUUUGGCCCUACGUUGUUCUAUCAAAUUUACGGAACACACCAGCUAAAUUGCCGUUCAUGCGUCGACAGCGACCCGAGCACUCAAAUCAAAGACUGCCGAAGGUGCUUCUUUUCUCAAGUCCCCGCAAAGAAAGACCGGUUUUUCGUUGAAGCUGUUCGUCCCUAUUGCUGGUUUUCCGCUGUUUGCUUGUUCUUGUCCUACGUGAUUGGGCUUCUUUUCACUUUGAGGACCCAUGCCGCCGUUAUCUGGAGUACUGAUGCGGACGAGAAGAAGCUCGAGCAGUCCGGAUCACAAGAGCAAGGCGACUCACAACACGACUACCGUGCUGCAGCCGUUAAUGGCACGCCGAAACUCCAGCCCGGUCAGAGUUACAUAGGCUCCACUCCUCGGUCGGCAAUCAAAGACUCGCAACUGUACAAGCGAAUCUUGGGCCAAUCUUUGAAGCAGGCAGGCCUGUCGCCUCUAAAUCAGCCAAUGGAAGAGUCGGUCAUGAGCUCGGCUUCCAUGUCGGCGGCCGAUUCAUUGCAUAUGCCACCACCGAAAAUGAGCGAAGAUGACACCCAGAUGGGUGAUGCUCCGCCAAGCCAUGGGGCAGCAACCGUUCGAUUCCGAGGCCUCUCGGAUGAGGAGAACCAAAACUUUGUGCGACAAGUGGCGGAAAUGGCAGCCACAGCUGCUACUGUCGCUGCCCGUGAUGUUGUGCGAAACCCCCGAAGAGUUUCCGGCAUAGCCCAUUCUACCCCAUCGAAGCAUGAAAGACCGACACCAUCUCGAGCCGGCACCUUUCAAGAGGAGCACCCUGAAGCCGCCGUCGUAGAAGGUACCGCAGUGACUGGUGGUCACGACGCCCCCAAUUGGAGCCGAACGAAGAGUUCGGUGAUUUUACUUGGCGCAACUGUCCUUUAUGCCAUUAUUGCCGAGAUUCUCGUUGACACUGUCGAUGUUGUGCUUGAGAGCGUCGAGAUUGACGAAAAGUUUCUGGGCAUCACCUUGUUUGCACUGGUUCCUAAUACGACUGAAUUUCUAAACGCCAUCUCGUUCGCCAUGAAUGGAAAUAUUGCUCUUUCUAUGGAAAUCGGAUCAGCUUAUGCCUUACAAGUCUGUCUGUUGCAAAUUCCAGCUCUUGUCCUUUUCAGCGCCGUACAUGAACAGUUCCUUUCUCCACACGAUGUUGUCAGUCAUACAUUUAGCCUCAUCUUCCCUCAAUGGGACAUGGUCACCGUUAUCCUCUGCGUGUUCCUCCUCAGCUACAUGUACGGCGAAGGCAAAAGUAAUUACUUCAAGGGCAGCAUCCUCAUCCUAAGCUACCUCGUCGUCACCAUCGGCUUUUACUUCUCCGGCAUGACCGACAUGGAUAUCAUGGGCGUCAACCGAUUCGAUACCCUUGCCCUGGGUACCUCCCCCUUUCCCAUGUCCACGCUGGAAACGGAGACUUUUAAGACUAUUGGCAGAGGAAGAAGCGGACUGGCUUAUUGA